GUGAAGGGCUGUCAGCGCCUGAGUCGCGGCGCCUUUCCUGCCUGCCUGUGGCGCGCAUUGCUCCCUUUCGUCCCCCAUGGCGUGCCGCCUGCUCCUCCUGCUGCUCCUCCUGGGAAGCGCGGCGGCGCAGAGGGCCUCGGACCUGGCCUCCUACUUCGGGACCAAGUCGCGCUACGAGACCAUCCACCCGCACCUGCUGGCCGACCCCUUUUCGCUGGGGCCGCCCGAACGGGGCUUCCCGCUGCCCACGGCUACCUGCGAGCCGAUCCACCUCCGCGCCCUGGUCCGCCACGGCACCCGCUUCCCUACUCGGAAGCAGAUCGAGAAGCUGGACCGCCUUCACAAGGAGCUCGUCCACCGUCGCAGCGUCGGCCCAGCCUGCCGCGCCGCCGAUAGCCUGGCCGGCUGGAAGAUGUGGUUUCGGCCCGAGAUGGACGGGCGCCUGGCCGGCAGGGGGCGCCGAGACAUGAGCGCCUUGGCCCGCCGCCUCGCCGCCCGCAUCCCCGGCCUCUUCUCCGCCCGGAACCACCUCGCCUUCGCCAGCAGCUCCAAGCCCCGCUGCCUCGACAGCGCCGCCGCCUUCCGAGAGGGGCUCCGGCAGGCCGGGCAUUCCGCCCCCGCCGACGGCAGUCUGAAAGAAAGCUUUGAAGUUAAUGACAAACUGAUGCGAUUUUUUGAUCACUGUGAAAAGUUUGUCAAAGGUGUAGAAAACAACAGCACGGCUUUGCGUGAGAUGGAUGUAUUUAAAGAUGGUCCUGAAAUGAGGUCAGUAGUGGAUAAAAUUACAAGAACCCUGUGUUUACCAGCGAAACGCCUAGAUGCAGAUUUGAUUCAGGUGGCAUUUUUUACUUGUUCCUUUGGGCUAACGAUAAAAAAUAUCAACUCCCCCUGGUGUGCACUCUUCAAUACAGAUGAUGCCAAGGUACUUGAAUAUCUGAAUGAUCUAAAGCAGUAUUGGAAGCGAGCCUACGGACAUUAUAUCAACAGCCGCUCCAGCUGCAAUCUUUUCCAGGAUAUCUUCAAGCAUUUGGACCAAGCUGUUUCGGAGAGUAAAAGCUUUACUGGAAAUGGACAGAGGCAAUGUACAGUUAAAUAUCACUGGGAUACUUGUGAAACCAAUCCCGCAAACUCCAGACAAUCUCUCCUGAUAAAGGGACAUGGCAAUGGGCAGAGUGUUGAACAAGGAGAGGAUACUUGUGCUACCAACAGUUCCAGGGCUAUAUCCUCCCCUGUGAUGCUACAGUUUGGACAUGCAGAGACCCUACUGCCGCUCCUUGCUCUGAUGGGAUACUUCAGAGAUACGGAGCCCCUUAAAGCGGACAACUACGCCAAGCAAGCAGGCCGUCAGUUUCGCAGUGGCCGCAUUGUCCCUUACGCCUCAAAUCUGUUGUUUCUGCUUUAUCACUGUGAGAAAGCCAGUUCACCAGAGGAGAAAUACAAGGUUCAAAUACUGCUCAAUGAGAGGCUGCUUGUAUUUCCACAUUCGGGGGAGACAGUUGCUUCAUAUAGCAGCCUGAAAAACCAUUACAAAGCUCUCCUUGAAAAUUGCCACUUCAAUGAAGUCUGUGCUUUGACAAAGACUGGUUAAUCAGAAAUGGGUACAUUAGGAAAAGUAUCAUGAAAAUUGUCACGUAUGGAAGUAUUUGAGGAAACGAAGUAUUACAGAGUGUCUUUCGACUUAUUCUGAAGAAUUACUGUCAACAACCUCUUAAACUGAUUGUUUUCAAUUCGAAAAGUCUACCAAAAGCAAUAACAUGUUAUAGGACAUCUUAAUAUAUUAUCUUCUGUUUCUGGAAAAGAAAAGUUGCCCUAGGCUCUAAAUGUGAAUAAUCAAAAAACGACCAUGGAGCAAAAUGACUUAUUUGCUGGAAUAAUUACUUGUGGGUGGGGCGGGUAACGACAGUAUGUUCAUACAUCACUUGUAUUAGGGGACUUUCAAUAUCCCUUUGCUAUAGAGUUGCUGAGUGAAAUCAGGGUCAGGGCUCCUGUAUUUUUGAUGGUAAUAUCUGUGGAAAUUUCCCUUUCUAAUUGUUAAAGGUAUAGGAGCCCUAUCUCUUAUUUUACCCUGCAACCCUACUCUGCUAACAUUGUGAUGUUUGUUAUUGUCAUAUGACCUACACAAAUACAUCCUGUAUACACUGGACAUUUUGAAGAUGUGGUACAAAGUUUGUACACCCAUGGUGACACUGUCUCCUGGCUGUAGCUAUUUUGUUUGUUGUAGAACACAAUUUUGAUUGUGUUCUGCAGUGCUAAUAAUGAAAACAAGUGGGCAUCACUGAAUUGAGUGCAGGUUCGAAACUUGGGUCUUGUAGAUGUUGAUAGACUGCAGGCCCUAUAAUUCCUCACCCACCGACUGUUCCAUCUAUAUUUGAUAAGCCACAGUAAUCUCCUCAGUCAUUCAGCUAAGGAGUGUCACUUUCACUGCACAUUGUGAUGUGUUGUGCUUUCACAUCACUUCUGUUGAAUCUUAUUUACACUUUAAAUAUAUUUCUAGAUGUGCUUUAAUAUGUCCAUUUGUGUGAUGAGUAUACAGAAGACUGCAUUUUUUGUUAGAAAAAGAAUAUUUAAACUAGCACCAAAAAUAAUUGACUUCAUCUUAGGCCCCAUCUACACUGACAUAUAAAAUCCAGAUUAUCUGCUUUGAACUGGAUUGUCUGGCAGUUUAGACUCAGGGCCCUUCCCCACAGCCAUAUAUCCCAGAAUAUCAAGGCAGAAAAUCCCACAUUAUCUGAGUAUGGACUCUGAUAACCCAGUUCAAAGCAGAUAUUGUGGGAUUUUCUGCUGAUAUUGUGGGAUAUAGGGCUGUUUGGAAGGGCCCUCAGGCCCCAUCUAAACUGCCAUAUAAAAUCCAGAUUAUCUGCUUGGACGUGGAUUAUAUAGCAGUGUAGACUCAUAUAAUAAGUUCAAAGCAGAUAAUGUGUAUUAUCUGCAUUGAUAAUCUGGAUUAUAUAGCAAUGUGGAAGCAGCCUUAGUCAAUCCUGUGGUUUGGUUUGUCUUUGUGUAUAGAGCCAUUCCUUGAAGCUCCAUUAGUUUGAAUCCAAAAGGUGUGUUGGACAGAGUUUGGUUAAUUUUGUGUAAUUAAGGAAGGCAUCUGUAAAUUACAAAUAAACAUCCAGAACAAGGUGGCAUCCUGAUUAUACAAUAUGGAAGUCAGAAUGCUUUUCAAGAUUAGUUAGAAGCUUAAAUUUCAUCUUCUGGGCUAUAACUUUAUUUCAAGUAUGCUCAAUCAGACCCAAGAGAGCCCUUUGAAAAGGGUUAUUUCACAAUGCAUCUUUUUCUGAUAAUGUGGAGGGUACUUCUUAAUGCCCCCUACCAAAGCUGGUUUUGACCCACUUAAAAAAACAAGCAAACUGGAAUCCCCACAAAGUGACUUGAUGUUUCAGGGAAAAACUGGCCAAAUAGCUCAGGGAGGACAUAAUGAAAAAGCCAUGUAUGUUGCUAGAGCCUUCAAAUGAGUCCUAUUGGUUGUCAGGGACAUUGUUCUUUGGAAGAAUGUAGUGCAGUGGAUUGUAACCUGUGGUUCCCCAGAUGUUUUGGCCUUCAACUCCCAGAAAUCCUAACAGCUGGUAAACUGGCUGGGAUUUCUGGGAGUUGUAGGCCAAAACACCAGGGGACCCGCUGGUUGAGAAUCACUGAUGUAGUGGUACAAGCAGUCCAGGGGUCUGCAAAAAAGCCUUGGGGCUGUCCUUUACCCACUUCUUCUAAUUCUGCUGCUUUUCAUUUUGAAAAUAACCUAAUUGGAGAAAUAAUGUUCAGGUGCAUUUGCCAAAUCAGUUAAACCAAAAAUGUUAUUUACAAACAUCAAAAGAAACAAGGAAAUUGACUAACUAUUUAUAUUUUGAGGUACUUCAUCUCUCUCGUAUGCUUCUGGAAUAUGACAUGUAUUGUGCAUACGCUACUUUCAUCUCUAUAAAGCAGUAGUUCUCAACCUGAGGUCCCCAGAUGUUUUUGGCCUAUAACUCCCAGAAAUCCAAGCCAGUUUAUGGGCUGUUAGGAUUUCUGGGAGUUGAAGGCCAAAAACAUCUGGGGACCCCAGGUUGAGAACCACUGCUAUAAAGGUAUAUUGGGUGUUUAUGAGUAGGGGGAGUCAUAUUAUCUGCUGUCAAUUCACUUUUUUGUUCUUUGAGCCUUUGUUUAAGCUGUGAUUCGACUUAUGGUUCUAGUAUACUGUCAUUUUAGUAAUAUGCCUAUUCCAACUGAUUUUUUUUUUCAGUGUAACAAAGUUCAGAAAAUGUCACAAGGCAGAGGUACUGAAAUAAUAUACCAAAAGAUCAAGCUUUCAAUCUUAUCGGUAUAAAAUAAGGAUUAUGGGACUAAUUUACUUUGUGCAUUACAUGCAGGUUAGACAUGGUCAUAUUUUCAAAACCUAAGGGACAAGUUUGUCCUAAAUAACUGCAGAAUAAAAGGCAGUGCUGAAAGACAAGAAAUGGUGGUGAACUUUUUGUUGAUCAAGUGCUUUUUCUUUAGCUGGGCUCAUAGGGCCCUUCCACACAGCCCUAUAACCCAGAAUAUCAAGGCAGAAAAAUCCCACAAUAUCUGCUUUGAACUGGGUCAAUGCUAACAUAUAUUCCAGUUCAAAGCAGAUAAUGUGGGAUUUUAUUUAGCUGUGUGGAAGGGGCUAUAGACCCUGAAUAUCCAGUUCCUUGUAUCCGAAAACUACUGUUGGAAUGACAUGUUUAUAAUUUAUUUCUGUAGGUACAGAAGCAAGAAAGUGCAAUAUGACAUUGAUGGAUAUUCUCUAGACAUUGUUCUGAUCUAAGAGUAUUUCCAUCAGUAUAGAAUUUUUUAAUAAAUGCUAAUAAAAAAAAGCUUGAGUGAUA
Anolis carolinensis (green anole) is the source of this 4820-nucleotide messenger RNA. RefSeq names its product multiple inositol-polyphosphate phosphatase 1 (gene minpp1). Gene Ontology annotation, molecular function: inositol phosphate phosphatase activity; acid phosphatase activity. The record is from RefSeq and is a predicted model, not a curated record. The coding region runs from base 77 to 1588 and encodes 503 amino acids. The transcript is spliced from 6 exons. Lineage: Eukaryota; Metazoa; Chordata; Lepidosauria; Squamata; Anolidae.